AUGUACGUUGGCUUUACGUCAGCUACUGGUCCUAUACCAACGACAUCCCAUUAUGUUAUGGGAUGGAGCUUCAGGAUAAACGGCAUAGCUGAAGGGCUUGAUAUAUCUCAACUUCCCAAGCUACCCAAUGAGAAAUCUAAAUUUAUGACAAUUGGCUUGCCUACCAUUUCAUCAGUUAUAUUGUUGACAGCAAUCUUGGCCGUUUUUUAUUACAUGAAAAGGAUAAAGAAAAAGUACGCAGAAGAGCUAGAAGACUGGGAACUUGAAUAUGGACCUCACCGCUUCAAGUAUAAAGAUUUAUACAAAGCCACCAAAGGGUUUCGAGACAAGGAGCUAUUAGGGACCGGAGGGUUUGGUAGGGUGUACAGAGGUUUAUUGCCUACCUCAAAAAUUCAAGUUGCUGUCAAGAGAGUGUCACAUGAAUCAAGACAAGGAAUGAGGGAAUUUGUGGCAGAAAUUGCCAGCCUUGGUAGGCUACGCCACCGAAAUUUGGUGCCACUUUUGGGUUAUUGCAGACGUAAAGGUCAGUUGCUAUUGGUAUAUGAAUACAUGCCAAAUGGAAGUCUAGACAAGUUUCUCUAUGACCAACCAAAUAUCUCCCUCAAUUGGGACCAAAGAUUUCGAGUCAUCAAAGGUGUGGCAUCUGGCCUUCUAUACCUACACGAAGAAUGGGAACAAGUAGUGGUUCAUAGGGAUGUUAAGGCUAGUAAUGUAUUACUCGAUGGUGAAUUAAAUGGAAGAUUAGGGGACUUUGGCCUUGCAAGACUGCAUGAUCAUGGAAGUGACCCUCGAACUACUCAUGUUCUUGGAACUCUAGGGUACCUUGACCCAGAGCACACAAGAAGUGGCAAGGCCACAACAAGCACUGAUGUAUAUGCCUUCGGUGCCUUUCUACUUGAGGUUGGCUGUGGUAGAAGGCCGAUAGAGCCACAAGCACCAACAGAAGACAUGGUUUUGGUGGACUGGGUGUUUUCCCACUGGACUAGAGGUGUAAUUUUACAGGCCAUUGAUCCGAAAUUGGGUUACGAUUAUGUGAAAGAGGAGGUGGAACUGGUUUUAAAACUUGGGUUACUAUGCUCUCAUGCUGAGUCUGUUGCUAGGCCAAAUAUGCGGCAGAUACUGCUCUACUUAGAAGGCGCUGCAGCGCUGCCGGAUAUAUCUUCUCUUUGCAUUUCUUCAGCUGGCCUAACAUUUGCACAUGCUGAAGGCUUCGAUAAUUUUAAUAAUUCAGAGGGCAACCGUUCCUCAGUUGCAGAGUCAUUACUAUCUGGAGGGCGAUAA
This is a messenger RNA of Fraxinus pennsylvanica, 1281 nucleotides long. The record is from the annotation of a GenBank genome assembly. NCBI's taxonomy places the organism in Eukaryota, Viridiplantae, Streptophyta, Magnoliopsida, Lamiales, Oleaceae.